Helianthus annuus (common sunflower) is the source of this 1516-nucleotide messenger RNA. Its product is annotated as non-structural maintenance of chromosomes element 4 homolog A. Gene Ontology annotation, biological process: DNA repair. The transcript has 7 exons. Bases 149 to 1261 code for a protein of 370 amino acids. NCBI's taxonomy places the organism in Eukaryota, Viridiplantae, Streptophyta, Magnoliopsida, Asterales, Asteraceae. Gene Ontology annotation, cellular component: nucleus; Smc5-Smc6 complex. The record is from RefSeq and is a predicted model, not a curated record.
UAUAAAUACUCAAAUUCCCCCAAUUUCUCAUCUUCUUACUUGCCCUAAUUUUCCCCAAUUGAAAACCUAGGGUUUAUGUUUAUCUUCUUCGAUUCACGUCUUCCAUUCAAUUGCGAGUCAUUCAACAAGAAUUAUCAAGUCAAUAAUCAUGGUUCGAGCCGUUAAAGGCGAACCGAGCGACGUUAACCGGAGGAACACGGAGCAGAAUAAUGAUCGUGUUGAAGAGGAUGACGGUAAUGGAGUGGAACGUAGGGUUCUUCGAUCUCGGUAUCUUGCCGUGAAGAAUCUGAUUAGCGUGAAGAGAGAUGAUAUUUCGAAAGUGGAUUCCGAUAAGUUUAACUCCAUUUUUGAUGAAGUUGAAUGCCUGCAUCAGCUAGUGCAGAAGCCUAGGGAACAAGUUGCUGAUGCAGAAGCGUUGUUAGACAUCACUAACACGUUAAUGACAUCUGUUAAGGCACAAGGCAGCGAAGGAAUGACUGCGGCAGAUUUUGUAUCUUGUCUACUAAAGAACUUUGGGCAAAUUGGUGGUGAUGAAGUUAGAAACUCUGUUAAGUGGAAGGACAUUGGUACCACUGUAUCUCAUGUUUUUCGCAACGGUGAUGGAUGUUGCACAAUGCUUGGGCCGAUGAAUUCUGAAGUCAAGCAACGGAAGGUUGCUGCACAAAGAAAGCAAUCAAGACCAACUGAAAAGGCUCGUCCGGAAGAGCUUGCUGCAAGUGUUACAGAAGAAAAGACCGACACGGAUAAAAACAUGGCAACAAUGUUUAAUGUUUUAAGAAAGAACAGAAAUGUCAAGCUUGAAAACUUGGUGUUGAACCGAAGCUCGUUUGCACAAACGGUUGAAAAUUUGUUUGCGUUGUCUUUUCUUGUUAAAGAUGGCCGGGCUGAAAUUAAAGUCAACGAGGAAGGAUGUCAUCUAGUUUCACCAAGGAAUGCUCCAGCUGCUAAUGCAGUCGCUUCAAAGGAGGUUUCUUACACUCAUUUUAUCUUCAGAUUUGAUUUCAGAGACUGGAAGUUGAUGCUAGAAUCGGUUAGUGAAGGAGAUGAACUCAUGCCACAUAGGACUCCAACUGCUGACACGUCAGCAAAUUCUCAACAAACAGAAAACGAAACAACUUUGCCCACAACACCAAUUAGAAAGUUAUCAAGAAACCGUGGUCUGGUUUUACAAGAACAGGCUGUUGUCGAGGACUCUCCUGAAAGUGGGGACUCGAGUUCAAGAGGUGACGGGAUUCGUCAGCGGAAGAGAAAGUUUAGGUAAGAGAGGGUUAAAUAUUGAGAGGGGUUAUUCUGUGGAGUAAUAUUAUGUAAAUGUAUAAUUAGGAUUAAUUCGGUGACUAGAUUUAGAGUGACAUUGCUAGUUAUGUACUGUGAUUAACCUUCAGCAGCUUGCUGGAGUGAGAUGUUGCUUUUGUGGAUGCCAUGCUGGCUACUUUUAGCUGAUGUGUCAUGUUAAUUUAUCCUAGUGUUAUUUAAAAAGGGUCUGAUGAUUGACUGAACCUUUGACUACUGCUCA